UCCCGCCCCCCGCAUUGCUGAUGCUGCUGCUGGCAGACAUGGACGUGGUGAAUCAGCUGGUGGCCGGGGGUCAGUUCCGGGUGGUCAAGGAGCCCCUUGGCUUCGUGAAGGUGCUGCAAUGGGUCUUUGCUAUCUUCGCCUUUGCCACAUGCGGCAGUUACACCGGGGAGCUCCGGCUGAGCGUGGAGUGUGCCAACAAGUCAGAGAGUGACCUCAGCAUCGAGGUUGAAUUCGAGUACCCCUUCAGGCUGCACCAAGUGUACUUUGACGCACCCACCUGCCGAGGGGACAAGGAGAAAAUCUUCCUGGUGGGGGACUACUCCUCGUCGGCUGAAUUCUUUGUCACCGUGGCUGUGUUUGCCUUUCUGUACUCCAUGGGGGCUCUGGCCACCUACAUCUUCCUGCAGAAUAAGUACCGAGAGAACAACAAAGGACCCAUGAUGGACUUCCUGGCCACAGCUGUGUUCGCCUUCAUGUGGCUGGUUAGCUCAUCAGCAUGGGCCAAGGGACUGUCAGACGUGAAAAUGGCCACUGACCCAGAGAACAUUAUCAAAGGGAUGUCUGUCUGCCACCAGACGGGGAACACAUGCAAGGAGCUUAGGGACCCUGUGACCUCUGGCCUCAACACUUCAGUGGUGUUCGGCUUCCUGAAUUUGGUGCUCUGGGUCGGCAACCUGUGGUUCGUGUUCAAGGAGACAGGCUGGGCUGCCCCAUUCAUGCGUGCACCUCCCGGCGCCCCCGAGAAGCAACCAGCACCCGGGGACGCCUAUGGCGAGGCAGGCUACGGGCAGGGCCCAGGCGGGUACGGGCCCCAGGACUCCUACGGGCCCCAGGGCGGCUACCAGCCCGACUACGGGCAGCCGGCCGGCGGCGGCGGCGGCGGCUACGGGCCUCAGGGAGACUACGGGCAGCAAGGAUAUGGCCCUCAGGGCGCGCCCACCUCCUUCUCCAAUCAGAUGUAGUCUGGUCAGUGCAGCCCGGGAGGACCCCAUGGGUGGGCAAGAGCUCAGAAGCCCUGCCGCCCUUUCCACCCCUAUGCCCCAGGUCUCCGCCCCUCAAGCCAGGAGACUCUAACUCUCUUUGCUGUUUAUAUAUAUAUAUAUUAUAUAUAAAUAUCUAUUUAUCUGUCCGAGCCCUGCCCCCACUCCAUACCCCUCAUGCAUUAGGGGCCUGACCUUGAGUGGGUCCCUCUCCUAACCCCACCCCUUCCUUUGCAUCCCUUGGCCCCUGUCUGUUCCCUGGCCCUGUGCCCUGAGGUUGGGGGACUCUGAAAAGGGGAACAGGGAAAAGACAGGUCUCAGCUAAGUGGGGAGGGUCGGUGUGACUUCAGAGUCCAGAGUGCUAACCAUUACACUAUGGAACCGGUCGGUGUGACUUCAGACUCUCUCCCCUCUCUCCCUUCCCUCCUCCCAACUGGCCUUGACUACUCCAGCAAUGUCUGAACAGGGGCCGUGAGGGGAAAUUCAACCCUGAGGGGGGAGAAAAGCAGAUUGGGGGACUUGACCUGAGGAGGACUUGAGGGGAGCUCUUGGGUGAAGAGGACCGGUAAGCAAGGGGUGUGGGUUCCAGACAUACUGGAUCUAGAGUCUGAGGAAGAGGGGUGCCAUAGAGCAUUCUGGAGUAGGGGUUGUUGGAAUGAGGCUGAGAGCCCGGUUCUAGAAUUGGUGGAGCUUUGAGUGAGGCAAGGGUCAGGCCCCAAAAGUGGGCAGGAUUUGAAAUAGGACAAGAAGGGGUGUGACCUGAGGACUGGGUUUUAGAGGGGUGGGGCCUGAACCAGGAAUGGGUGAGGCUCCAGAGUGGGCGGGUCUUGGAUUGGAACCAGAGUGUACUGAAGCGGUAGAGCUAGGAAUAUUCAGGAGACCGAGUUUGAUUCUAAAGGGGGCAGAUCUUGUGCAAGGCGAGAAGUGGGAUUCAGGAAUGGGCCAAGCUUGACGUGAGGUCUGAGUUCUGGACAGGGCGGGGCGCAGAGUGGGUGUUCGUGGCUGUUUCAGAAGGGGCAGGCCACCCCAAUGGAGCAGUGCAAAAAAUGUUUUAAAGUGGGCGGGUUUGGCGGUGGAGUGGGGGGCGGAAAUAUCUCUGGCCAAAACUGAGGAUUGAGGUGGCCUGGGAGGAGCCGAGAGAUAAGGCUUGGAGGGUAAGGGAUGGGAUCCAGAGAGAAGCACCCCUCACACCCUUGCCCACUCCCGUGUGACAGGACAGCUAGGUAGUCAGAGGACAGAGCCAACGGGUCUGUGGGGCCGGCCCACCCCCUCUCCUCCCUUUCCGUGCCUCUUCCCUCCCUUCACACCCCGGCCUGGUCUGGAGUCCCUAUCCUGCACCCUCCGCUGUGUCUGUGACGUCGGUAGUGCCUGUGAUCGUGUGUUGCCAUUUUGUCUGGCUGUGGUCCCUCCCUCUCUCCUCCAGACGCCCCCCACCCCUUUCCUAGCCCUUCGGUAUUGUUUGAAGACCUCCCCAAGGAAGAACAAAUAGGAUUAAUUCUCCUCCCCUAAAUAAACUCCUCAACCACCUAGUCUUCCCGGC
Neogale vison (American mink) is the source of this 2520-nucleotide messenger RNA. It is a transcript of the gene SYP, whose product is annotated as synaptophysin. Lineage: Eukaryota; Metazoa; Chordata; Mammalia; Carnivora; Mustelidae. The coding region runs from base 21 to 962 and encodes 313 amino acids. The transcript has 7 exons. Gene Ontology annotation, cellular component: synaptic vesicle membrane; presynaptic active zone; synaptic vesicle. The record is from RefSeq and is a predicted model, not a curated record.